AUGUUUCGCCUGCUGGUCACCGGUCUGAAGCAAAUUGUCCAAGUGACGGAUGACUCCGACGUCAGCUUCUUGAAAGGUCGCCAAAUGAAUGACAUCAAGGUUUGGAGCCGUUGGACAUUCUGAAGACGUUGAAGCGCAAGAUUCUCAACGACGACAGCGCCAAUCUUUGCGUUUUGGUCGACAACGAGGGGAAAGUAGCGUUUGUUGGCAGAAAAGAAGACGUCGAACGACUGUUUGAUCUCUCUUCGGUCACGAGGACUAUUGAAACGAGAGGAGGUUGGGAAAGUAUGAGAGAAUGAAAAAAGGAGUCUGAACACACGACGCGAAGAUUUUUCGUAGAAAAUUAAAAGAAUGAUAGUGUAAAAAAAAGUUGGAGUGAAGUUUUCUGUAAAGUCCACGUAAAUCUUACCCGGCAGCCGAAAAUUUGCAAAGAAAGUCUCCAUAGAGCGGAAAUGUCCUAUUAAUUAAAUUUUUUUUGUUUCAAACAGGCUGGUGCCCUUUUGGCCUUUAUUUUUUUGAAAAAAAUCCUGCUUGGGCCAGGACGGGCUUGGAAAAAAAUCUUAAAUUAAUCAAACAUUUUUUUCACCGAAAAAUUAUUUUUUUACUUGUUGAAUCAUUAUCCCUUUUCUCAAAAAGCGAAAAAAAUUCAACUUGAAGGGAAUUUGAUCUUUCUGGGCCAGCCCACAAAGAUCAAAUAGGCCGGCCCAAAAAGAUCGAAUUUUUCGUUUUUUUUUUUUUGAGAAUCCUGGUUUCGAACAGAUUCUCCCGCACGGUGACAAAAAGUUCAACAAGUCUCUUGAGGGUACUAAUUACUGAAUUAAGAAAACCCUUCGCAAUUUUCUGAUGCUUUUCUGAUGGUUUCAAGUCAUUUUCUAUGAGUAGUAUUCCCAAAAAAGGAAUUAUUUUCACGUUUAAGGGGUUCUUCUCCCCGGAUUCGUCGAUGCUCACUCACAUCCUGUUUUCGCCGGCGAUCGGGUCCACGAAUUCGCCAUGAAACUGGCUGGCGCUACUUAUAUGGAGGUAUCUCCUUCAUAUCUUCAUUAUUAAAUUGAAAAAACUCAGGUUCAACAAGCCGGCGGCGGCAUUUUCUUCACGACUUCAAAGACCAGAGAAGCGACGGAAGAAGAUCUUUUGAAGGAUUUCGUCGAGGUUUGAAAGAAAUUGAAAACUGUUUAAAAUUUUUUUCACCCAAGAUCAUUAUCAAUCGACGAUCGUUUCAUUUUUUUCAAAAUAUAAUCAAAUUUUUUUAUGAAAUUUUUUUAUUCAUUUUUUUAUUUAAAUUUUUAACAUAAAUUGAUGAUGAAAAAAAAGGUUUCCGAUCCCAGAACGACUUUUUAUUUAUUCGUGAAAUAAUUUUUUUACAUUUUUUUCCCAUUAAGAUUAAAUUUUUAUUAGGAGUCAACUUUGAUCUCAUUUUACUGUUUUUAGUUUAUAUUUAAGAACAAAAAUGAAUGACUCAGUUUUUUUAAUUCUCUCUAAGAUUGUUUGUGACGUCAUGUUAAAACUGCAUCCUAAGUCCCAAAAUCAAUUUGAGAUUGCUGGGAAAAUGACCAAAUGCGGAACAACGACUUUGGAAGCGAAAAGCGGUUACGGACUCGACCUGGAAACGGAAAUGAAGGUCGAAAACCUGUUUCAGUUCCGAUUUUGACGACUUUCAUCGCUUCAGAUGCUCCGAGUGUUGUCUUCUGCUGAUGACGAAUGCGCCUUGGAAGUCUCGGCGACGUUUUGCGGAGCUCACGCCGUUCCCAAAGUAUUCUGAAGACCUAUUCUCCUCCUAACGUCUUCAGGAUUGCGACGAAGCCGGGCAAACUCGUCGAAUUUGCGAGGAGAUGAUCCCGUUAAUCCACAAAGAAAAAGUUGCUGGCAACCUGCAGAAAGUAGAAAAUAUCGACGUUUUCUGCGAGAAAGGCGUUUUUGGAGUUGAAUCUACGUAAAUACUUCGAUAAGAAAUCAUGUAACAGUUCUGAUUGAGGGAGAAAAUCCUGAAAGCCGGCCAAAAAGCAGGUCUAGUUGCUAACUUCCAUGCUGAGGAGCUCAACUACAUUGGCGGCGUGGAAAUGGGGGCCAGAAUCAAGGCGAAGGCGAUGUCGCAUCUGGAGGAGAUCUCUGACGACGGAAUCUCCGCGAUGUCGUCUUCCGGGUCCGUCGCCGUCCUGCUUCCUUCUACCGCCUUCAUUCUUCGUUUGACGCCACCUCCAGCUCGGAAAAUGAUUGAAAAAGGUUUCGCAGUCAGAUUAGCAAAAAGAAUCUACAUUUCCUACUUCUCAAUUUUGAUUUUCAUAUAUAGAAAAAAAAAUUUGAGCGUAAAUGCGGUACAAAACAUGGUGAAUCACAUUUUUCAAAUCUUCAUUAUUUUUUAAAUUCCAAAAAGUCUUUUUCCGAGGGUAGCAAUAGAACCAUACAAAAGUUGAAAACGCUUCAAUUUCCAUUAAAAUAAGUUUCGAAAAAUAUCAGCUCGUUUUCAAUUUUUCUUUGCCUGUCACCAGCUAUUCAUUAUUAUUCCGCAUAAAAAAUAAUUUGUUAUAAACCAAGAAAACCCCUAAUCACAUAACUUUCAGAUGUAAUUGUCGCUCUCGGCUCAGACUUCAACCCAAAUGCUUAUUGUUAUUCCAUGCCGAUGAUCAUGCAUCUUGGUGAGCUUUGCCUUUUUUUUGAAACUGAGAUUGUUUUUCUUUUUUGAUUUUUUCUUUAACCAAGGGGUGAAGUCCACCCUGUAACUUUCAUUAUUUCGACAUUCUCCUUCAGCUUGUAUCACGAUGAAGCUUUCGAUGACGGAAGCGUUGGUGGCGGCGACGCUCAACUCCGCCCAUUCGUUGGGACGAGGCUCGACUCACGGCGCCGUGGCUCCUGGAAGGUUAGAUUCUUCCUCCUGAUCUCAAAUCACCCCGCAGAAAAAAGUUCCAUACGCCCCACAAAAUUCUUCACCAUACAGGUCCAAAUACCCAUCAGGAUGGUUAGGAAUCAUUUGUCAGGAACCCUUUUUCCACACUUGUUGAAACCUGUUGAACAGUUGUUGAUCAUGGAAAACGUUACGGCCUCAUUUAACGAUGUUUGUCGUUUCGAAGACUAAUAGGGCAUGUCAAGGUCGGCGUCGAGAUGGUUGGAAGUUGAAGAAAAUUGUUUUAUUACUAGUUUUUGUUGCAUUUUCUUUCUGAACUCUGCAAAAAAGGCGAUAAAAUUUUGGAGGCCAUUUUUGAGAAAAAAAGUGAAAUUUUAGAGUUGGCGAUUUUGUGAUACUCGACGCGCCGUGUUGGGAGCAUAUUAUAUACCGGUUUGUUCGUUUUUAUUUGAAAGUUUUAUCAAAAGAUCAAGUUUUUUUUUUCAAAUUUUUAAGACUGAAAAAUUCAGAUUUUUUGAAGCUUAUUUAAUGGUUAUGUGGAGAGAAUAAAAGUGAUAGAGAGUUUUGUGGACAUUGAGAGGUCAUGGCCGCACCGGAAAUGGUUCUAGGUAACGGUUGUAUUUAUAAUUCUCCGGACCAAAAGUGACUUACGCUCGUGAGCAUUUGGAAGCAUUAGAACACGCUGACAAGGGAAGUGUUUUUGGUGGCCGGUUGAACUUUUGUUGAAACUUUGCUGGAAGGUACUAUAAGACCUCCUCUUUCCAGAACACAAAUAAAAUUUCUCGCAAUAGAUCUCGUUUUCGAGUUAUGAAGCUUCAAAGUUUGCACGCUGAAUGAGUGCUGCAAGGCAAGAGGGUAUGUGGCUCGCGUACGAUCCCUCCACACCAGUUGGCAGCGUGGUGUAGUGGCUAGCGUCCUUGCGCUGCGGAGUCUAUGACCUAGGUUCGAAACUUUUUGAAGAAUUUCGUUUUUGCCAAAACUUUCCUAGGAGGAAUUUAUCGACAUUGGAGAAAUGGACCAAAACUUUUUGUCCAAAAUAACAUAGCUUCUCAUUUUACUCGAUUCCCCAAGAAUUUUUAAAAGACACGUAGAACUUUUUCCCCCCAAAAAAAAGACUAUUAAUAAUUUUUAUAAGCGGAAGAAAACAUUUAAAUCGGUAUACCGAAUCAAAAUGAGAAACUAUGUUAUGUUGGAAAGAAAUGUUUGGUCCAUUUCCCAAAUGUCGAUAAAUUCCUCCUAGGAAAGUUUUGGCAAAAACGAAAUUCUUCAAAAAGUUUCGAACCUAGGCCAUAGACUCCGCAGUGCAAGGACGCUAGCCACUACACCAUGCUGCCAACUGGAGUAGAGGGAUCGUACGCGAGCCACAUUCCCUCUUGCCUUGCAGCACUUAUUCAGCGUGCAAACUUUGAAGCUUCAUAACUCGAAAACGAGAUCUAUUGCGAUAAAUUUUAUUUGUGUUCUGGAAAGAGGAGGUCUUAUAGUACCUUCCAGCAAAGUUUCAACAAAAGUUCAACCGGCCACCAAAAACACUUCCCUUGUGAGUCUCAUGCCCGUUUUAGACCCAAUUUUGACCGCAAUGAUUGAGGACACUCCUCAGGUUGGAUGGAGUGUAAUUUUUUUUAACAUACCGAAUAAGUAGUCCUAUUUUGAUUCAGAGUUUAAAAAUUACGAAAAAUUAAUAAAAGUUGAUUUUUAUAAAAAAAAAACCUUGAUAAGAUAUCAGUCUUGACAAUAUAUCAGUCUAAUUUUACGAAAAAAGAAAUCCAAAUUAAAAUUUUCUUUUCUUUUUGAGUACCAAAACUCAUUCUCGUUCCAGAAUGGCUGCCCACGACGAAAUAAUCUCCUACGUCGUGAAACGGGGCACCCUCGUCUACCGCCGAAACGAUCCCUAUGUCUGAAAUUGUACUGUUUUCUUCCAUUUUUCCUUCUCUCCCAACUUGAGAAAUGUUUGCAAGUUCUAAUAGAAAUAAAGGCUCGUUCUGCAUCAUGUGGGUUACCGUAAUUUGUCUAAUUUCCGACAAAAUUACACUGAGAACGUCUCUCCCAUUCAGCGAGUUUUCGUUUGAUUGAGUUCUGGUCAAAAUAUCUGACAGGUUGAAAUUUGGAAAGGAAAUUGAUUCUUGAUGUCACUUUUUUCUCAAGUUACAUAUUUUGAACUGAGAAACGGGAAAAAUAGAAUUUUGGACACUUUCUUGGAAAAAUCAUAAGUAUACAUAGAAACCUGUGAAAGUGAAAAAAAAAGGGAAAUAAGAACUUUGGCUAAAAGGCUUUCUUCCUUGAGCUUUUGUGCUCUGAUGAAAAUAUGAAUUCUUUUGUGAUUUCAGGAAAAAAAAGGAUAUGAGAAGCUGCACACAAAACGGCAAGGUACCGCUUAUUCGAAAUCAUUAAAUUUUAAGGUUUUGUUUUUGUUUUUGUUUUUAUCAGUUUUUUUGUUUUUUUCAAAGUUCUAAAGCUUUUUUAUGCUUACGGAAUAUAUGAAUCUAGAAAGUUUGAAAUGAUUUUCGAAGUUGGUUUCAAAAAAGUCUCUUUUGUACUUAAUAAAAAUUUCAAAAUACGAUAAACGUAUCUACAUGAAAGCUUCUCUGCUUGCUUGAAAACUAAAAUCACUUUAUUUCUUUCCUUCCAAAAACUUGAGUAAUAGGCGUGGCCAUCCAAUCAGAGGCCUAGUUCAAUGGAGCAAAGUUCUUAUAGCUAAAUCUUUUUUUUUUCUUCGAGUAUAAGUUUUCACAUCUUAUCCAGCUUUUAUCGUCUUCCGCUUCUGAAACUGCAACUAUUCUGUAGCUGAACUUCCGUUUCGGAAACGGCUUGCGGCCAAAGACCGCACCUAUUUUGGGAUUUGGCCCGUCUUACGGCCAAUUGCAGCUUGUCAGGCGAGUGACGUGGCGCCACAUCAUCUUCGUUUCCUGUUUCAACAGAUUUUGAUCUCUCAUUUACGACAGAAAAAUAAGAGGAAAACGUGCGAUUCGACAGUCUUGACGGCGAAAAACAAAUGGGGGAAAGGCUUGAUGAAUGGCGAGAGGCCGUUUCUUUGAAAUGGGUGAUCGGCCUAGUGGGUCAAUUUAUUUUUUCGCCCUAAGCGCAGAUGCUUUCCUUUUUUGUCUAGAAAAAGAAAGACGUCUGAAACUCCUUGUACUAGAGAACUUCGAUGGGUCGUUGGACUUAAUCAAAAACAAAUUUAUUUCUAAUUUUAGGUUAUUUGGCACAAAAAUUGUCAGAUUGAAUGAUAUUGAAAGGAGCCUGUAAACUGAAAAGUCGAACUUCAUUCUUCAUCAUAAUCGAAACUAUGGGCUUUGAAAAGCAGAAGAAAUAUUGACCUUUCCCUUAAAGUCUUGAACUUUCAAAGAGAUUCUUCAGAAGUUCCUUGGCUCUUUCUUAAGCGACCACUUGGAUUUUCCUCACGAGGAGACAUUUUUCAUGGACAGGGAAAGUUUUUAGUGGCCAUUUUAGGGUUUUAACGUUCAAGUGGCCACUAUAGUAGUCAAAUUAGCGGCCUCUCAAGCGACUAAAAUAUAAUGACCUCUUCAGGAGUCUCAGUGGUACUUCUAUACUCCAAAAAAUUACUGUAAUGGCCACUAAGACACGAGAUAGAGGCUUCUAUAAAUUUGUUUCUAGUGGUCACUUUAGGUUCCUCUCCAAGCUGUCCUUGCAGAACCUCUCAAGUGGCCAUAAAAGUUUUUUCAGGAGCUUUAGAAUUUUUCGGCUACUCAAAAGUUGCUUUUUUGGUCCGUGUGGGAGUAACUAGUAUAUUUCGACCUUUAUUAAAAUAUUGGAGCAAGUCCGAACGAAUUCAAGAAAGAACUUGUAGUCUGAUCGCGAAUAAUUAGAGCCAGAAGAUCGAUAAUCUUUUUUCUGAGAAGCUUAUGUAAAAAGGAAUAAGAAAACGUAGAGAUUCCAUAAGGUCUACGGUAACCUCUUCUUUUUCGUGACAAGCUUGCGGUGAACGGAGUAUAAAUCAACUAGAUUCGGUUCAUCCUCCGAAGAAGUUUCUCGCAGAGAAGAAGCGAAAAAGGAAGCUUCUCUUGGGUUGUGAGAACGAGGCCGACGGGGGGUCGACCAAAAGCGAGUUUCUUCUGCUUCUUCCGAACGCGUCGAUUCUUUUUCUUCGUCUUCUUCUCCCACCGUUUGGUUUAUUUGUUAUGUUUGUAUUUGGUGUGUGUUGCAAGGGCCUUUUGAAUGGAAUUGUGCACAAAAUGAGCGGAUACGGUAGCGAAAAGACACUCGAUGACCACUCGGCCGUGCACGGAAGGCUGGUUCGGACCUUUCCUUUUUUGGAUUCUCGCCUCGUUUUUCCUACUUCUCCUGGCUUCUAGUUGGUUUUUUACGUUAUGUGGUCGUCCUUCAAGAGCUUUUAUAGUGUCUCUUCAUUAUUCGUUGCAUCAUUUUUCGGUUCUUACCCGGUUUCGCAUGGUUUCUAAAGCUCAAAGUUGCCUAAAAAUUUGUAAAUUCAGUCAAGUUUGUAUGGGAGUUUUUUCAUUUUCAGCAAAUUUCGAUGAUAUUACAGCUUGUUAUGUUCUUUCGCGAAGUUCUUUUUAGUGACUCUUGCUGAGGCCUUUGAAAGAUAAUUAGAAUUUGUUUUUUUGAUUAAAAAAAUUUUGCCACUGUUUAAAAAAAUGAUCAAAUAAUAUUUGAAAAUUAUUUAUAAUUUUGUUUGCAUUGAAAAAAGAGCAAAACGGAAAAGCAAAAAUGACUCCUAGGGUCUUAGGUCUUAGACUAAACUUUAGUCUAAAGACCGUCGACGGAUCUUUUUUCAUUUCACCUUUUUUUAUUUUUUUCAAGUCUUGUAUCAAAAAAAUAUGUUGGAAAAACAACUAAAAAGAUUCCAAGACAUUUAAAAAAAGAAUCUUUGAGGCUAUGAAAAAAAUGAGCUUGAAAGACUGUUUCGAGGAACUUUUUAGUGGGAUCUUUUUUUAGCUCCUUUUUGAGGGUCCUCAAAUGAACUUUUCCGUUUUACCUAGAAGUACAGUUUCAUCAAAAAAAUUUUUGAGAUAUGUACUGAUUUUUUUCUCAUUAGGUGGAUGAGCCCCAUAUCGAUAAAAAGAUUCAUUUUUCUCGUUUUUUUUUUCGGAUAGUUGAACGUUUUUUUGAAGCUUGUUCUAACUCCUUAUAGAAAUUCAGGCCAACUUGUAUUUGAGUUCCGGGGAAGCUUAAAUUUUGAACUCAAGCGGAAAAAAUGAGUACCACUUCAAAAAAAUCUCUUUUUCCAACAUUAAAAAUAGAUCCUCACAAAUUUCUGAGCUCCUUUCUAAACUUCAAGUCUUUUGAAAACAUCUCGGAAUUCCAACAAACUUUUUCUUCAAUUUUUUCCGAUUAAAACCGCAAUUUUUCCCUUUAGAAAACCUUGCCACAGGUACUUAUGAAAGCAAUCAAAAGUUUUGGAGAGCCCGGAAAGACCUUGAAAAACUUUCGCCGCCAUCAUCAUUUUCGGUAUUUUCUAAGUAAAAGAUGCGUGGCCGCGGCCCAUUUGCCGAAUUUCCAUUUUUGUUUGGUUCGUCUGUUUGUCGACGGUGCACGUCUUCUUCUCCUUCGUUUUUUCUUCCAUUCUCCGCAUCAUAUGACCCCGACGUCUUCUUCCCAUUUUCAGUGAUGUUCGUCGCCGUUUUGAUUGAUUCAUAACCUCGUUGAGAGUCGCUUCGGAGGCUGAUAAAAAGGUUUAAUUGUGAUUGUAAGGACCACUUUUAUAGGGCUGUUGUUUGACUUUCCGAGUGAUUUCAUCUCAGAGAUUUUUGUACUUGGAUCUCUGGUUUUUGCAUCUCUGGAUUUUCGGACAAUGAUCAUCUAUUCCGAUACAGCACUUCUCUGUAUGAACAGUUUUAAAGUGAUUUAUUAUUUUAUAAAUGAUCACUGUACUAUCACUAUACUAUCACUGAUUAUUACUAUAUAAAUUAUCACUGAAUUAUUUCGCCGCUCUUAUAUCAGACGGCUCACCGUCGAAAAUAUGAAAGGGCUAUAUUAUGAGGAAGUUUAUUAGGGAAUUAAUCAUCUAAUCUAUUCCACUAGAAUUGAACGUUGGUUACGAAAAUUUUGAUGUUUCUGUGACUGUCGGAACUUCCUAAAAGAAAAAAGGCAUUUUUGAGAAUUUUUUUAUUCAUAUGUCUUUCUCAAUUAAAUUUCAUCAACCUUGUCAUGGGAGUAGAGUUGAAACGAUAUUUUUUCUACUGAGAUUUUUUAAAGUCCUUUUAGGCCAGUGGAAUCAGCUGAGAAGCUUCCACUACAAAAAAAGGGCUUUUUGAAAUAUUUUUUUGAAAAAAAAAUUUUUUUCAUUAAUCAUUUAUUCAGCUCAUUUGA
Caenorhabditis auriculariae is the source of this 9124-nucleotide messenger RNA. NCBI's taxonomy places the organism in Eukaryota, Metazoa, Nematoda, Chromadorea, Rhabditida, Rhabditidae. The record is from the annotation of a GenBank genome assembly.